This is a messenger RNA of Dryobates pubescens (Downy woodpecker), 888 nucleotides long. RefSeq names its product serotriflin. The coding region runs from base 163 to 888 and encodes 241 amino acids. The record is from RefSeq and is a predicted model, not a curated record. NCBI's taxonomy places the organism in Eukaryota, Metazoa, Chordata, Aves, Piciformes, Picidae. The transcript has 8 exons. Gene Ontology annotation, cellular component: extracellular region.
UGGUCACCAUUGGAAUUAUACAAUACCUGUGACACUGUGUCAUCUUGUCCUAUCAGGAAACAGAAGGCCUAUAAAUCACCCUCUGACAAGGAGCUCCAGUCAAUUCCACAGCCACCUGAGGAAGGACAGAAGAGACUUCCAAUCUUCCUGGAAGCAAAAGAGAUGAUUCUGCCCUUGGUGUUCCUGUGUCUCACAGCUGUGCUGCCUCCAUCUGCUGGACAGGCACCAGAAGAUUUUGAUGCUCUGUCAACCAGCAGAGCAGAUCAGCAAAAGCUGAUUGUUGACAAACAUAAUGAGCUCAGGAGAGAAGUAAGCCCAACUGCCAGCAACAUGCUGAAGAUGGAAUGGUCUCCUGCAGCUGCAAACAAUGCCCAAAAGUGGGCUGAUCGAUGUGCUUUAAGACACAGCACUCCUGACAUGAGGAGAACCACUGUAGGAUGUGGUGAAAACCUCUUCAUGUCAAGUGCCCCAUUUCCAUGGUCAGAUGCUAUACAGUCCUGGUACGACGAGGUGAAUGUUUUUGAAUAUGGAGUUGGAGAAAAAACACCAGGUGCUGUGUUUGGCCAUUACACUCAGGUGGUCUGGCACAGUUCUUAUCUUUUGGGAUGUGGUGUUGCUUUCUGUCCCAAUGAAAAAUACAGAUACUUUUAUGUCUGCCACUACUGCCCUGCGGGGAAUCUGCUAAGCUCAAUUGAGAAACCCUACAAAGCAGGAAACCCCUGUGCUGACUGCCCUGAUGCUUGUGAGAGAGGAUUAUGCACCAAUCCUUGCAAGUACCAAGACCACUAUGCAAACUGCAAUAAUCUGAAAGAAUUGUUUGGCUGUAACUACCCGGUGGUGAAAGAGAACUGUCCUGCUACUUGUAGAUGCACUACCCAAAUCAUAUAA